UUGGAUUUUUCCUCCACUAACACUUUUCUAUAUGGAUGUAGCACCACACAACGAAAUGGAGCUGAUCUAUCCUCCAUGACUGCCGCCUGGCUUCUUCCAAUUGUCACAUGUGUCGUUGCAGCAGCAUCAGGGGCCAUCGUGGCUGAUGUUCUACCAAAUCCACAACUGGCUCUCUGGACCAUCAUCUCAAGCUACAUUCUUUGGGGCAUUGGCGUUCCCCUGGCACUCAUGGUGAUAUGCAUCUACCUCCAGCGCCUAAUGUUCUAUAAGCAACCACCAAAAGCAAUGCUAGUGAGCGUAUUUCUUCCACUCGGUCCUUUAGGUCAAGGUGGAUUUGGUAUUCAAAGACUCGGCAAAAGUGCACAGACAGUCUUUCCUCAAACAAAUACUCUCAAUGCCUCUGCGGGUGAGAUGUUCUAUUGUAUGGGUUUCUUCAUUGGAAUCAUACUCUGGGCCUUUGCACUGGUGUGGUUGAUCUUCGCUGUCGCCACAUUGAUCAAAUCGAGGAGAUUCCCGUUCAAUCUGGGCUGGUGGGCGCUAACUUUUCCAUUGGGAGUGUUUUCUACCUGUACUUGUACCAUAGGUCUAGAUUUAUCCUCGCGCUUCUUCUCAGUACUUGGAACAGUAUUUUCUUUGAUUGUAGUGUUCCUAUGGCUCUUUGUCUCUUAUCACACUAGUCGUGGCAUUAUCCGGGGUGAUAUCUUCGUGGCGCCCUGUUUAAAGGAUCUUGAUAGGGUCCCAGAUCGGUUAGGGGCCGCUGUUUGA
Molecule: messenger RNA, 765 nt
Organism: Penicillium taxi
Lineage: Eukaryota; Fungi; Ascomycota; Eurotiomycetes; Eurotiales; Aspergillaceae
Product: sulfite efflux pump SSU1
Exons: 3
Biological process (GO): transmembrane transport; sulfite transmembrane transport
Cellular component (GO): plasma membrane
Molecular function (GO): sulfite transmembrane transporter activity
Source: RefSeq, a predicted model, not a curated record